Molecule: messenger RNA, 1812 nt
Organism: Erigeron canadensis
Lineage: Eukaryota; Viridiplantae; Streptophyta; Magnoliopsida; Asterales; Asteraceae
Product: protein OCTOPUS-like
Exons: 1
Coding region: 161-1636 (491 amino acids)
Source: RefSeq, a predicted model, not a curated record
CUCUCACUCUCUCCUACUAGUACUGUACUACCCUGUUUUCCUUUACUUUUUUAAUUUUAUUUUUUCGAUCCAAUCAACCACCUGCAAAAGUGCAAAACCAAACAAAUGUACCACAUUUCAUCAUCAACAUCUUAACAGCCCACCCAACGCAUUCUUCCAAAUGGACCCACCAACCCGUACCAGAACCCGGGUCCGAACCCGUAACGCACCAUGUCCCCGCCACCCAAACCAGCCUGUUACCGGAUUAUGUGCAUUGUGUCUCCGAGAUCGCUUAACAUAUCUAGAUUCAUCAUCAACCCAUCAUCACAUCAAACAAGAAAACAUCAUUUCUUUUCCUUUAAGUCGCCGUACUAGACGUCCCGGCGGUCCGGUGCCGGAACUUUGCCGGAGCAAAUCUGUCGCCGGUGAGAUUUCUGAGGUGGGUUUUGGUUUAUCUGAUCUGGGUCGAAAGUCUUGUGAUGAAAUAUGUAGUGGAUUUUAUAAAGAUUGUAGCUUUAAUAAUAGUAAUAGUAGUAAAGUUGGGUCCAAGAAUUUGGGGGUUUUGAGUAUAAAUGAGCCGGUUUUGGAGAUUAUUGAAGAUAAUGAUGUUAGGGUUUCAAAUGGGUUAUUUGUUGGAAAUGAAGUUGUUGAUAAUGGUGAGGAUUUGAGGACAAUGAAGGAACUUAUCGAGAUGGAAUUUCGAAAUAAGAAGAAGAAAUUUUGGGAAGGAGGGUUUGUUUUAGGUCAAAAGUUGCGAAAAUGGAGAGGAAAGAAUAAAGAAAAGAAGGUAAAUGAGGAUAAGCGAAAGGAGGUUGAUGAUAAGGAAGUAUUGAAAUCGGUACAAUUUAAGGAUGUGGAUUAUGGGUUAGGAAGAAGAUCAUGUGAUGCGGCACCAAGGUUUUUGAUGGAGGAUCCGAGGUUUUCGUUAGAUGAACGUAGGGCGGAUUGGGAUGGAUAUAUGAUUGCUAGAACGAUUCCUAGGUUAACACCGAUGCUUCCCCUUGUUGACGAUGAUAUGAUUUUGCCGCCUUUGAAUAAGAGGAUUGUAGUGGAUAAGCAUCAAAUGGGUCGGAUAAAAGAGGAUGGGUCGAGUUCUGGUGGUUCAGCUAAGUCUAAUUCGGAUUUGUUUACAUCGAAUGCGGGAAGUAGUUGUAGUUCAAUGAAAAGUUCUAGUUCCAAAACUGUGAAUGAUAGUAUUGGUCAAGAAACUAAGUUAGUAAUAACCGAGAGAGAGUUAAAAGAUUGGCAUAUGCGUUCUGUUAACGAACACAAUGUCAAAUCCGCUUCAAGUGCAUUGAUUUCCUCUCAUGCAACAGUCAAGCGUUCAAAUGGGCAUAAGAAGGAAACGAAUAGUAGAUGGAGAAAGAUGUCGAAUCUAUGGAGCUAUAAGUACAAACAUGGCGAGAAAAAGAAUGGAGAAUGUAUUCAAGAAAGUCGACCUUCUCUGGAUCGAAACAACGAGAUCAGUGGAGUUGCUAAGCUAGUUAGAAAUGGUAGUAUGGUGGGAACUAGAAAUAAAAGUGAAUUACAUCAAAAUGGUGAAGAAGGUGGUAGGCAUUCUAUGAGUGAUAUAGACAAUGGAUUGAUGAAGCUGUAUUUGUCACCACUUAGGAAGUCUAAAAAGAGUUGGCUAAGGGAAGAAACCAUCAAUGGCUGAAGUGAUAUUUAGGUACUUUCACAACUUAUUAAGUGUAUUAGUGUAACUUUUGUAGAGUAUGUUUAAUUGUUAUCUUUUCUUGUUCUGCACAAAAGCAUAAUAGCAUUAUUGUUUCAAUUAUCAUGCUUAGUGCUUUCUUUGGGAGAUGGUAAUAAUAUAAGUUCAAGUUUUGCUCU